AGUGCACCAGUGACUGACUGAGCACAGUGGUGGACCCCACCCCCUCCUUCCGUUUCAUUCCUCCCCUUAACUGCACCCCUCCCUUCUCCUCCGGAGUCGCCGUCGCCGUCGUCUGCUCUCCCCCGUCCCUCUCUCUCUCUCCCAAGACCCGGCGGGAAGUCCUCCCUCCCGUGCCCGGCGUCUCCAGGGUCCGGUGACGAGGGAGCGGCCACCGGAGCGUCCCAGGCCAGCUGCUCGCGCGCAUUCCACCGGGGCUCCGCCCGCCCGCCCGGCGAGCGCCGUCGAGAGGUUUGGUUGCUUGUCUGCUGUAAACAAAUGAAGGUGCUGCUGAUUUAGUUCUCUCGUUCGGCGACUCAUCAGAUGGAUCAUCUCAGUCUUAGUGGCCUUUUCCGUCUUCUGCUCUCGCUACAUCUGUUAUUAUCAUUAUUCAACCCUCUGGCAGUAGCAGAUUUGGCCUCUGAGAGCCAGGCCCUUCUUGACUUCGCCUCUGCAGUCUACCGCGGCAACAAGCUUAACUGGGGUCAAGGUACACCACCGUGUUCAUGGCAUGGUGUUAAAUGCUCAGGAAACCAGUCACACAUAUCUGAGUUGAGGGUGCCAGGUGCUGGCCUCAUCGGAGCAAUCCCUCCAAAGACUCUUGGCAAGCUCGAUUCUCUCCAAGUUCUGAGCCUGCGAUCCAACCUUCUAUCUGGAAGCCUUCCAUCUGAUGUGGCCUCACUUCCUUCUUUACGUUCCAUAUACCUUCAGCACAAUAAACUUUCAGGAGGUUUGCCUUCCUUUUUCAGUCCUAACCUUAGUGUAGUGGAGCUUUCCUAUAAUUCCUUCACCGGAGAAAUUCCUACAAGCUUACAAAACCUUACCCAGUUAUAUCUCCUAAAUUUACAAGAAAAUUCUCUCUCCGGAACCAUUCCUGACCUGAAGCUUCCAAGCCUGAGACUGUUAAAUCUGAGUAAUAAUGAGUUGAAAGGCUCAAUUCCUCGCUCGCUCCAAAUGUUCCCAGAUAGUUCAUUCUUGGGGAACCCUGAACUAUGCGGGCUGCCAUUAGAUAAUUGCUCAUUUCCAACACCAACACCCUCCACAGAAUUGCCUUCAACACCAUCUUCUCCAUCGCCUGCGCAUCACGACAGGAAACUGAGCAUCGGGUUCAUAAUCGCAGUUGCUGUCGGGGGAUUUGCGGUACUGAUGCUUGUUGCGGUUGUGUUGGCUGUGUGCCUUUCAAAGAGGAAGGGCAAGAAAGAGGCCGGUGUCGACUACAAGGGGACUGGUGUCAGGAGUGAGAAGCCGAAGCAGGAAUUCAGUAGUGGUGUCCAAACUUCAGAGAAGAACAAGUUGGUUUUCUUGGACGGUUGCACCUACAACUUUGACUUGGAGGAUCUACUAAGAGCUUCUGCAGAAGUCCUUGGCAAGGGGAGCUAUGGGACUGCCUACAAGGCUAUACUCGAGGAUGGCACUGUUGUGGUUGUCAAGAGACUGAAAGAUGUAGUGGCAGGGAAAAGGGAGUUUGAGCAGCAGAUGGAGCUCGUUGGGAGGUUGGGUAAACAUGCAAACCUAGUCCAGCUUCGUGCUUACUACUAUUCCAAGGAUGAGAAGCUUGUCGUCUAUGAUUACAUUGCCACCGGCAGCUUUUCUGGCAUGUUGCACGGCAUCAGAGGUGUUGCUGAGAAGACGCCAUUAGACUGGAACGCCAGGGUGAAGAUCAUACUCGGAACAGCAUAUGGCAUUGCACACAUCCAUUCAGAAGGUGGCGCAAAGCUCACCCACGGCAACAUCAAGUCAACCAAUGUCCUCGUCGACCAGGAUCACAAUCCGUACGUCUCAGACUAUGGUUUGAGUUCUCUGAUGAGUCCUCCCGUCAGCGCAUCUCGCGUCGUCGUCGGCUACCGUGCCCCGGAGACCAUCGAGAACCGGAAGAGCACGCAGAAGUCGGACGUGUACUGCUUCGGUGUCCUCCUCAUGGAGAUGCUGACGGGGAAGGCGCCGCUCCAGUCGCAGGGGAACGACGACGUGGUGGACCUCCCGAGGUGGGUGCACUCGGUGGUCCGGGAGGAGUGGACGGCGGAGGUGUUCGACAUCGAGCUGAUGAAGCACCAGAACAUCGAGGAGGAGCUGGUCCAGAUGCUCCAGGUGGCGAUGGCAUGCACGUCAGGCCCACCGGAGCGGCGCCCGGCGAUGGAGGAGGUGAUCCGGAUGAUCGAGGGGCUCCGGCACUCCGCCUCGGAGAGCCGCGCCUCCUCCGACGAGAAGUUCAAGGAGUCCAUCCCCCCGUCGGUAUAGGAUGGGAUUCCCCUCGCCGGCUUUCCUGUCAGCGGAUCAUUAGGUUUAUAUUUAGCUGAUUUGUGAUUUGAGUUCAUGCGCCAUGCCAGCGCGGCUGGCAUCAUCAGGUGCGACCUCACUGGAUCGAACAAUUUGCAUUGAGACUGUAAUCUUGGCAAGUGUAGAGCUUUUCAUUGGGAGAUUGAUUGAAUUGCUGUAUUUGUUUCA
Hordeum vulgare subsp. vulgare (domesticated barley) is the source of this 2481-nucleotide messenger RNA. Its product is annotated as probable inactive receptor kinase At5g58300. Gene Ontology annotation, molecular function: protein kinase activity; protein binding; ATP binding. The transcript has 3 exons. Lineage: Eukaryota; Viridiplantae; Streptophyta; Magnoliopsida; Poales; Poaceae. The record is from RefSeq and is a predicted model, not a curated record. The coding region runs from base 361 to 2274 and encodes 637 amino acids. Gene Ontology annotation, biological process: protein phosphorylation.